Knipowitschia caucasica is the source of this 375-nucleotide messenger RNA. The record is from the annotation of a GenBank genome assembly. Lineage: Eukaryota; Metazoa; Chordata; Actinopteri; Gobiiformes; Gobiidae.
AUGGGGUGCACCGCCAGCACCGUGGUGGUGGACGGGUUUCGGACCGUGCUGGAGAGGAACUGUAGCGUAUACAUGUGUAAGGAGGCAGCAGAGCCGGGCGCACAGUCCCAGGCAGAGAGGGCGCUGAGCCGCAGGGAGUCCAGGGUCCUGCCAGCGCCAAGGGUCCUCAAGGACAGGGGUCCGGGCGUGAAAAGACAACAUCCUCCUCUGGUGUGGCCCUCAGGAAUCCACAGGUCAGGCCCUAUCCUUAGGCCUGUCCCAGCGCAGGUGCCCCGUGCGCUGUUAUCUGACUCCCACGGGUCGCACACAGCUGACAGGGGGCGGGCCUCAAAUCUCUGCUCUGCCUGUGCGUCCACUCCCUUCAGAUGGGGCUGA